CUUGUGAUCUUCAAGUCUAAUCACAUCCAUCCCACGCCCAUCACCUCUUUCCAUCAGCACGACGUCACCGCGCUUAAAGCUUUGGACAUAUUAGACUCUGCUCUACCCUUCCAACUUGCCAUCUCUCCGACUCUCUUCGCCCAAGCACAGGCAUACCACAACCACCCUUAUACACCAAAAACACCAAACACACAAAUCAUCCUCGAUACCCAACACUAGUCAACAUGGCUGCCAACAAUUAUACCAAGAAGGCGGUGCACUUUGGUGCUGGCAACAUUGGUCGUGGUUUCGUUGCCUGCUUCCUUCACAACUCUGGAUACGAAGUCAUCUUUGCCGAUGUCAACGCCGACCUAAUAAACGCCCUUAACGCCAGCCCCUCCUACAAGGUUAUCGAGGUGGGAAGCGAAGGAACGGAGGAAUCGACCAUUACCAACUACCGCGCCAUCAACUCUCGCACCAAUGAGGAGGAGCUUAUCCAGGAAAUCGCCACGGCUGAAGUGGUGACUUGCUCCGUCGGCCCCAACAUCCUCAAGUUCAUUGCCCCUGUAAUUGCCAAGGGUAUCGACCGCAGAUCCGAGGACCUGCCCCCUGUGGCUGUCAUUGCCUGCGAGAAUGCCAUUGGGGCGACGGAUACUCUUGCCGAGUACAUCAAGGACCCUAAGAACACUCCCUCGCACCGGUUGGAGAACUAUGAGAAGCGCGCCCGUUUCGCCAACUCGGCCAUCGAUCGCAUUGUUCCGGCCCAAGAUGCCGACGCAGGCUUGGAUGUCAAGCUUGAGAAGUUUUAUGAGUGGGUGGUCGACCGCACUCCCUUCAAGGACAUGUCGCCGCCGGACAUCAAGGGCAUCAACUGGGUCGACAACCUGCUGCCCUACAUUGAGCGUAAGCUCUACACUGUCAACACCGGCCACGCGACGGCCGCUUACCAUGGUUACAUCCGCCGCAAGAGCACCGUCUAUGAUGCUCUCCAAGAUAAGGACAUCCAGGAAGAGGUCAAGAAGGCGCUCGAGAACACGUCCCACCUCAUUACGCAGAAGCACGGCAUCGACGAACAGGCCCAGCACGAGUACGUUGAAAAGAUUGUCAGGCGCAUCAGCAACCCUCACUUGGAGGAUGCCGUCGAGCGUGUGGGCCGUGCCCCCCUACGGAAGCUGUCCCGCAAGGAGCGGUUCAUCGGCCCCGCAGCCGAGCUUGCCGAACAUGGUAAGGACUGCAGCGCUCUGCUCGAUGCUGCUGAGAUGGCGUUCCGCUUCCAGAACGUCGAGGGCGACGAGGAGUCGGCCGAACUUGCCAAGAUCAUGGCGAGCAACAAGCCCGAGGACGUUGUCAAGCAGGUCUGCGGCUUGAAUGAGCAGGAGAAGCUGUUCCCCAAGGUGGUCGAGGUUGUACAGCGCGUACAGGCCGACUUGCAAGACGACUAGAUGGAGCAUUUCUGUCAACUUGUGUUUUCAAAUUCAUUCUUACUUCAUGUCUUAUGAUAAAUGAGCGAAGACUUUACGGAUAGGGAAUAGGGCAACGGUGUCGUGGACCCUCGGAAUCCGGAGAAUAUGGCGUUCAUUUGGUUGCUUUCUGGGAUAUCAACAGGGAGCAUUAUACAAUUGGGAUCAAUGGCGUUUAGCCGGGAUCAUAUUAACAUCCUGGAGGUUUUGGUUUUCCUUUUUCUUCUUCUAUAUUAUUAUCUUCGCGCAAUCACUAGAAGCGCUUUGCAGUGAUAGAUAUAGUUCAAGUCAAUAAGAAGUACUCACACUCAA
Messenger RNA from Neurospora tetrasperma FGSC 2508, 1751 nucleotides. RefSeq names its product mannitol-1-phosphate 5-dehydrogenase. Gene Ontology annotation, molecular function: mannitol-1-phosphate 5-dehydrogenase activity. Bases 225 to 1421 code for a protein of 398 amino acids. The transcript has 2 exons. The record is from RefSeq and is a predicted model, not a curated record. Gene Ontology annotation, cellular component: cytosol. NCBI's taxonomy places the organism in Eukaryota, Fungi, Ascomycota, Sordariomycetes, Sordariales, Sordariaceae. Gene Ontology annotation, biological process: mannitol catabolic process.